Cryphonectria parasitica EP155 is the source of this 489-nucleotide messenger RNA. RefSeq lists its product as uncharacterized. The record is from RefSeq and is a predicted model, not a curated record. The transcript is spliced from 6 exons. NCBI's taxonomy places the organism in Eukaryota, Fungi, Ascomycota, Sordariomycetes, Diaporthales, Cryphonectriaceae. Bases 1 to 489 code for a protein of 162 amino acids.
AUGGCUGCCUUGGCUGUUGUUUUGCUCUUCUGUUCCUUGAUAGCUCCUGUACCGAUUCGGAAACUGGGAGAAUCAGCUUCUCCAGGGACCAUCCUUACGGACGAAGCGACUUUUGCUGCGGCGGGAAACCCCAUGGCGUUCUUGUAUAAUUUCUCACUAGCACAGAACACAACCUUGGAAGUCCAGACCGAUUUUAAGCUCUGUGCUGCCUACGCUGCGCCUGCCUUGAACACUGAGGGGGUCCCGCAGCUGAAGAAGCUGCGCGACAACGACUCGUAUCCCAAGAAUAUCUCGCCACAUAACCUUAGCACAGACCUCGACCAGUCAUGGUUGGAAACCUCGAUGGUCCCUACAGAAGGUGUCAGUCCGUCCCAAAAACAGCUCCGAUCAGUUGCGUAUUACAUCAGUGUCAACGGCAGGAUGCAGAAACACAGCCGCGGCAACGACAUCACAAACGCCGUGGGGUCGACAAGAGUGCAUUUCCGAUGA